AUGGCACCGGGCAGAGGGCACCGGGCUCAGGUCUGCGCCUGCCCCCUGCCCCGGGCCCUGCUGCUCCCGCUGCUGCCCCGGCACCACCGCCCUGCUCCCAUGGGGCAGGUCCCGCAUCAGCCCAAGGGCAGGGGCCGGAUUGAGCCGCCUGAGCCUGAUGGUUCCAGUGCCGGGGGGCAGAGACCGGGGCCAUGGGCGUGCUCGGGGGUGUCCGUGCUGCCUCCCGGCUGUGCAGGGUUUGGGGGCACCGCGGAGGGAGCCUUGAACCAGCGGGCAGCGUGCCUGGGGACAGGACCCGGAGCGCGGGGUUCAGGAUGUGUCCCUGGUCCCCAGAGCAUCACCCUAACGGCUCCUUGUCCGCAGGCAGGGGCUGCAGGAGGGACUCUGCUGCCCAGUGCUGCUCCGGGGAGCCAGGGUGGAAAGAGCUUCUCCCAUGGCGCCCCCCACGUAACAGCAGCCAAACUGGACACCGUGGUCCCACCAGAGACCCCCCCCGGCCACCUCCAGCGCAGCCCGGACUCCCCCGUCACUGCCCUGCCCCACACCAGCCCCACAUCCACAGGCAGAUGCUGCGAUGCCGCAACCAUCACUGAGCCGUGCAGCGGCGAUGUCCCCGAGGUGGAGCUCAGCAGCCUCCUGCGGGAGCCGCUGCCCCGUUACACGCUGCGGGCCGACACCGUCUUCGGGUACGACCACGAGGACUGGCUCCGUGCCCCCCCCGGCCCCCCGGGGCCCGCGGCCCCGCUCACGCCCCGGCAGAUGGAGGAGACGCUGCGGUACUUCCGUGAGUGCGGGGUCAGGGCGGCACCGGCGCUCAUGGCCGCUAACGGGAUAACAGCAACGGGAUAA
This is a messenger RNA of Pezoporus occidentalis (night parrot), 849 nucleotides long. Its product is annotated as collagen alpha-4(IV) chain-like. The record is from RefSeq and is a predicted model, not a curated record. Gene Ontology annotation, cellular component: dendrite; mitochondrion; cytoplasmic vesicle. The transcript is spliced from 4 exons. Gene Ontology annotation, molecular function: myosin binding; signaling receptor binding. Gene Ontology annotation, biological process: neurogenesis; anterograde axonal transport of mitochondrion; vesicle transport along microtubule. Bases 1 to 849 code for a protein of 282 amino acids. Lineage: Eukaryota; Metazoa; Chordata; Aves; Psittaciformes; Psittacidae.